Oncorhynchus gorbuscha (pink salmon) is the source of this 11579-nucleotide messenger RNA. RefSeq names its product sodium channel, voltage gated, type VIII, alpha subunit a (gene scn8aa). Gene Ontology annotation, molecular function: voltage-gated sodium channel activity. The record is from RefSeq and is a predicted model, not a curated record. The transcript has 28 exons. Lineage: Eukaryota; Metazoa; Chordata; Actinopteri; Salmoniformes; Salmonidae. Gene Ontology annotation, biological process: sodium ion transmembrane transport; membrane depolarization during action potential; neuronal action potential. Bases 323 to 6247 code for a protein of 1974 amino acids. Gene Ontology annotation, cellular component: voltage-gated sodium channel complex; plasma membrane; axon.
UGUUUAACAAUUCACCUGUUUAUCAUAGGCCUAUUUUUAAGCGAAGAUGAAUGGUGGUGGUGGUCACUGAUUUCUUCAGUGAAAGGCACUUGGCGACACUCCCUUACAUUUCUGCUGAGAGUCAUCAAUUAUGCAGCCAGGGUAGCUGCAAGUACUGAGAGGGAAGAUAGCAGCAACAAUAUGGCGACAACCGCAGUUUCUCCCGAAUCUUUUCGACAUCUGCAGUCCAACAACGCCUUUCUGGGUUCCUUGUAACGCUUAUAAAAGCUGGUUACAGUGGAUGGUACAAUACUUGACGACCAAGUAGGUGCAGGAUGAAAACAUGGCUGCACCCCUUAUGGCACCACCAGGACCUGACAGCUUCAAGUAUUUUACCGCGGAAUCAUUGGCUAACAUCGAGCUCCGGAUCAACGAGGAGAAGAACAAACCGCCGCCCAAGCAGGACAGCAGUCACCGUGACGACGACGAUGACAACAAACCCAAGCCCAACAGUGACCUGGAGGCUGGGCGGAAUCUGCCCUUCAUCUAUGGCGACAUCCCUAGUGGAAUGGUGGCGACACCACUGGAGGAUUUGGACCCCUUUUACCAGGCUCAGAAAACAUUCAUAGUGCUAAACAGAGGGAAGACAAUCUUCCGCUUUAGUGCCAACCCUGCCUUGUACAUCAUAAGUCCUUUUAAUCUUUUCAGGCGAAUAGCUAUAAAAAUUUUGAUACAUUCUCUUUUCAGCAUGAUCAUUAUGUGUACUAUUUUGACCAACUGUAUAUUCAUGACUUUUAGUGAUCCUCCUGAGUGGUCCAAACAAGUAGAGUACACGUUCACAGGGAUUUAUACGUUUGAAUCUCUUGUAAAAAUUGUCGCUCGAGGAUUCUGUAUAGAUGGGUUUACAUUCCUAAGGGAUCCAUGGAACUGGCUGGAUUUCAUGGUCAUUUCUAUGGCAUAUAUAACAGAGUUUGUGGACCUGGGCAAUGUCUCUGCGCUGAGAACAUUCAGAGUUCUCCGAGCAUUGAAAACUAUCUCUGUCAUACCAGGCUUGAAGACCAUUGUCGGUGCUCUAAUCCAAUCUGUGAAGAAAUUGUCAGACGUUAUGAUCCUCACGGUCUUCUGUCUCAGUGUCUUCGCUCUGAUUGGACUACAGCUCUUCAUGGGCAACCUACGGCAAAAAUGCGUGAUUUGGCCAAUCAACUCCACCGAGAACUACUUGGCCAACGGCAGCAAAGGCUUCGACUGGAAUGAAUACAUCAAUAACGACACCAAUUUCUACUUCCUGCCUGGACAAUUGGAUGCCCUUUUAUGUGGCAACAGCUCAGAUUCUGGCCGCUGCCCCGAGGGCUACACAUGCAUGAAAGCUGGGAGGAAUCCAAACUACGGUUACACCAGCUUCGAUAGCUUUGGAUGGGCUUUCCUGGCUCUCUUCAGACUCAUGACACAGGACUUCUGGGAGAACCUCUACAUGCUGACCCUGCGGGCAGCGGGGAAGACCUACAUGAUCUUCUUUGUGCUGGUGAUCUUCGUGGGUUCCUUCUACCUGGUCAAUCUGAUCCUGGCUGUGGUGGCCAUGGCCUAUGAGGAGCAGAACCAGGCCACCAUGGAGGAAGCCGAGCAAAAAGAGGCUGAGUUCAAAGCCAUGCUGGAGCAGAUCAAGAACCAGCAAGAGGCUGCACAGGAGGCCACACAGGCCAACGCCAUGGCGACGUCGGCAGGCACGGUGUCGGAGGACGUAGCGGAGGACGACGGUGGGGGGAACCUGUCCUGUAGCUCGUCAGAGAUGUCCAAGCUCAGUUCCAAGAGCGCCAAGGAGCGGCGCAACCGCAAGAAGAAGUGGCGCCAGAAAGAGCAGUCACAGAGGGAGGAGAAGGGGGACUGCGAGAAGUUCGUCAAAUCCGAGUCAGACGACGGCAGCAAGAGGAGCCGCUUCCGUUUCCCUGACAACCGGUUGGGUCGAAAGUCUUCCAUCAUGAACCAGUCCCUCCUCAGUAUCCCAGGCUCGCCGUUCCUGUCGAGGCACAACAGCAAGAGCAGCAUCUUCAGCUUCAAGGGCCGCGGCAAGGACGUGGGCUCGGAGAACGAGUUCGCCGAUGACGAGCAUAGCACUGUGGAGGAGUGCGAGGAGAGGCGGGACUCCCUGUUCAGCCCGUACCGACGGAGCAGCUACACGGGCUACCACCAUGGCGGCGGGAAGAGGAACUCAACGGUGGACUGCAACGGCGUGGUGUCGCUGAUCAGUCCGGGGACCGGCGGACGCCUUCUGCCUGAGGUGAAAAUAGAUAAGGCAUCUGCUGACGACAGUCCCACUACUGAGGUUGAGGUGAAGAAGAAGCUGUCUGGUUCCCUGAUGGUGUCUGUGGACCAGCUCAAUACCUCCUUCGGAAGGAAAGAGCGGGCCAACAGUGUCAUGAGCGUCAUCACCAACACACUAGUGGAGGAACUGGAGGAGUCUCAGCGUAGUUGUCCACCUUGCUGGUAUAAGUUCUCCAACAUCUUCCUCAUCUGGGAGUGUUGUCCCAUCUGGUUGAAGAUCAAGGAGAUUGUCAACCUGAUCGUCAUGGACCCUUUCGUGGACCUGGCCAUCACCAUCUGUAUCGUCCUCAACACCCUCUUCAUGGCCAUGGAGCACUACCCCAUGACCCCGCACUUUGAGGAGGUGCUGUCUGUGGGAAAUCUGGUGUUCACAGGGAUCUUUGCUGUGGAGAUGUUUGCCAAGCUGGUUGCCAUGGAUCCUUACUACUACUUCCAGGAAGGGUGGAACUGCUUUGAUGGCUUCAUUGUGACCCUAUCGUUAGUGGAGCUGGCAUUGGCUGACGUGGAGGGCCUGUCCGUGCUCAGAUCAUUCCGAUUGCUAAGAGUGUUUAAACUGGCCAAGUCAUGGCCCACACUCAACAUGCUGAUCAAGAUCAUCGGUAACUCUGUUGGCGCCCUGGGAAACCUGACCCUCGUCUUAGCGCUCAUCGUCUUCAUCUUUGCCGUGGUCGGCAUGCAGCUGUUCGGCAAGAACUACAAAGACUGUGUGUGUAAGAUCGCCCUUGACUGUAAGCUGCCCCGCUGGCACAUGCACGACUUCUUCCACUCGUUCCUGAUGGUGUUCCGGGUGCUGUGCGGGGAGUGGAUCGAGACCAUGUGGGACUGUAUGGAGGUGGCCGGACAGGGCAUGUGUCUCAUCGUCUUCAUGAUGGUCAUGGUCAUCGGGAACUUGGUGGUGUUGAACCUUUUCCUUGCCUUGCUGCUGUCCUCGUUCAGCGCAGACAACUUAGCCGCAACAGAUGACGACGGAGAGAUGAACAACCUUCAGAUCUCCGUCAUCCGCAUCAAGAAGGGCAUCGCCUGGUUCAAGAUCAAGCUGGCAGAGUUGGUGCUCAGCUUGACCAAGAAGCCGCCGGUGGAGGAUGAACAGAAACCUUUAGACGACAUGUACAACAAGAAACUGAACUGUAUCGCCAACCACAGUGGUGUGGAUAUCAACCGCGACCUGGACUACACCAAGAAUGGUAACGGCACCACUAGUGGUAUAGGGAGCAGCGUCGGGAAGUACAUGAUCGACGAGGACCACAUGUCCUUCAUCCACAACCCGAACCUGACCGUGUGCGUUCCCAUCGCGGUCGGAGAGUCCGACUUCGAGAACCUCAACACCGAGGACUUCAGUAGCGAGUCGGAGAACGAGAACAGCAAAGAGGGGCUGGACGACACCAGCUCAUCGGAGGGCAGCACCAUAGACAUCAAGCCUGAUGUGGAGGUGGAGGCGGUGGUGGUGGAGGCUGUGGAAGAGUACCUAGACCCAGAAAACUGUUGGACACCUGAGUGUAUUAUCAAGUAUCCAUGCUGCGACGUGCCCAUCACUCACGGGUGGGGAAAAUAUUGGUGGUUCCUGAGAAAGACAUGCUAUCUAAUUGUGGAGCAUAACUGGUUCGAAACCGUCAUUAUCUUUAUGAUCCUACUCAGUAGUGGGGCCCUGGCUUUUGAGGAUGUGUACAUCCAGCAGAGGAAGACCAUCAGGACCAUCUUGGAAUACGCCGACAGUGUGUUCACAUACAUUUUUAUCCUAGAGAUGUUGCUCAAGUGGGUCGCCUACGGAUUCCACAAGUACUUCACCAACGCCUGGUGCUGGCUCGACUUCUUUAUUGUCGAUGUGUCUAUAAUCAGUCUGGUAGCUAAUGCACUGGGCUACUCGGAUCUAGGUCCUAUUAAAUCACUAAGGACACUAAGGGCCUUGAGACCCCUCAGAGCCUUGUCACGUUUUGAAGGGAUGAGGGUGGUAGUCAACGCCCUGGUGGGAGCCAUCCCCUCCAUUAUGAAUGUGUUGCUGGUUUGCCUCAUCUUUUGGCUGAUUUUCAGCAUCAUGGGAGUCAACUUGUUUGCGGGCAAGUACUACUACUGUUUCAACCAGACCUCAGAGGAUAACUUUCUUGCCACCGAGGUCAACAACAAGACACAGUGCCUGGCUCUUAUUAAUCAGAACUUCACUGAGGUCAGGUGGAAGAAUGUCAAGAUCAACUUUGACAAUGUUGGUGCUGGAUACCUGGCUCUGCUUCAAGUGGCAACAUUCAAAGGCUGGAUGGAUAUCAUGUACGCAGCCAUAGACUCCAGAAGAGUGGAGGACCAGCCCAUCUAUGAAGACAACCUCUACAUGUACAUCUACUUCGUCAUCUUCAUCAUCUUCGGAUCCUUCUUCACCCUCAACCUCUUCAUUGGUGUCAUCAUUGACAACUUCAACCAACAGAAAAAAAAGUUUGGAGGUCAGGACAUCUUCAUGACAGAGGAACAGAAGAAGUACUACAAUGCCAUGAAGAAACUGGGUUCAAAGAAGCCCCAGAAACCCAUUCCCAGACCACAGAACUAUAUCCAAGGGUUGGUGUUUGACUUUGUGACCCAGCAAGUCUUCGACAUCUCCAUUAUGAUGUUGAUCUGCCUCAACAUGGUCACCAUGAUGGUGGAGACAGACGACCAAUCGGACGAGACGGAGAACAUCCUCUAUUGGGUCAACUUCAUUUUCAUCGUGGCGUUCACCAUCGAGUUUGUCCUGAAACUCUUCGCCCUGCGCCACUACUACUUCACCAAUGGCUGGAAUGUGUUCGACACGGUCGUGGUCAUCCUGUCCAUCGCGGGCAUGUUCCUGGCUGACAUCAUUGAGAAGUACUUCGUUUCACCAACCCUUUUCAGGGUUAUCCGAUUGGCUCGAAUCGGCCGCAUCCUGCGUCUGAUCAAAGGAGCCAAGGGCAUACGGACUUUACUCUUCGCCUUGAUGAUGUCACUUCCAGCCCUGUUCAACAUUGGCCUCCUGCUCUUCCUGGUCAUGUUCAUCUUCAGCAUCUUCGGAAUGUCCAACUUUGGCUACGUCAAACACGGGGCCGGGAUAGACGACAUGUAUAACUUUGAGACCUUCGGGAACAGCAUGAUCUGCUUAUUCAUGAUCACUACUUCUGCAGGCUGGGAUGGUCUCUUGCUCCCAAUCCUCAACUACCCUCCUGACUGUGACCCAACCAUGGAGAACCCAGGUGCACCGUCUACAGGCAACUGCGGCAACCCCUCAGUCGGCAUAUUUUUCUUUGUCAUGUAUAUCAUUAUUUCCUUCCUUGUCGUAGUCAAUAUGUACAUCGCCAUCAUCUUAGAGAAUUUCAGUGUAGCGACAGAAGAGAGCGCCGACCCGCUCAGUGAAGACGACUUCGAGACCUUCUAUGAAAUCUGGGAGAAAUUCGACCCCUCCGCUUCCCAGUUCAUCACCUUCCAAAAACUGGGUGACUUUGCCGACACCCUGGAGCACCCUUUCCGCGUUCCCAAACCCAACACCAUCGAGCUGAUCGCCAUGGACAUGCCCAUGGUCAGCGGCGACCGCAUCCACUGCCUGGACAUCCUGUUUGCCUUCACCAAGCGUGUGCUGGGCGACAGCGGGGAGCUGGACAUGCUACGCACGCAGAUGGAGGAGCGCUUCGUGGCGGCUAACCCCUCCAAGGUCUCAUACGAGCCCAUCACUUCUACACUGCGCCGGCGCCAGGAGGACGUAUCCGCACGGUGCAUCCAGAAAGCCUACCGUGCUCACCUGCUUAAACGGGGCUUCAUCUGCAAGCGCAGGCCCAAGACCAAGCUGGAGAAUGGUGGGACCAACAACGAGGAGAAGAAAGAGAGCACACCCUCCACCGCCUCUCUUCCCUCGUACGACAGCGUGACCAAACCUGAUAAGGAGAAACAGGAGGAGAACGAGGGAGAGAGGAAAGAGAAGGACAGAAACCAAAAAGAUGAGCGGGAAUCGAAGUGUUAGUUAGGGUUCAGUGACUGUCAUUAGCAAAUUAAGACACACAAUGAGAACAGACUCUGAGCCCAACAAACAGACAACUGUAUAAAAAGAUCAUUUGCAAGUUUAAAAAAAAAUGUGCGAAAACUAUAUAUAAAAAAAAAUGUUUACGGACUUAAAUACAAUACAAAAUGAAGGAUCGAGAUUCGUCGUUGGAUACUUAGGGUCGGCUGAAGAAAACCACCGAUGGCGAUGUACAUGUUGCCCACGAUAAGGAUUUAGUUAGGACACCAUCAUUAUCACAAAAGGAUUUUACUGCCUAAUGAUGAAUUUCUUCUUUAUAUCUUGGAAAUAAUGUGAGGAAGAACCAUGAUAAUAUAAAUCAUUAUCAACAAUAACUCAAUAAUAAUAAAAGUGUGCCCGCUAUUGACAUAUUACAUAUAUGUUGGGUAUUGUCGGGGAAAAAAGGGACAGAAACCCUUGCAAACAAAAUGGAGGGAGAUUUAUUGGAGCAAAUAGUCUCUGACUGCCACCACCCUGUGUGGACGAGCCCCUGCAGCGAAAGGUCCACCACUAUGGGAGCACCCCAGGAGUGGAACGGAACGGAACACUACAGAACCCUCUAGAACUGUUCUACUACGCAGUCUGACUGGGCCUCUGGAACAUCCAGUUCCUGUACCAUCCUUCUUAUCAAGGAAACACAUACAAUAAUCAACAUCUAAGCAAGUUUUAAAUACAAAAGAAUGAGAGAUUAGAGAAAGAAGGGAAAACCCCCCAGAACAGUAGACAAAGGGUUUUUACUUUUCGUUUGUUUGUGCUGAAUAUACUUGCGUCUUUACAUUAUUUGAGCAGCAAAAAAAAAAAGACAGAACAAAUAACGUUUAGCCCCAUGUCACACUUGCCUCUUCUCAUCUUCUCUCUCUUUGUUAUACCGACAUAAUGGAAAAGACAUUUUCUACAUGGGCUUUCACACUGUCACACUGGGUCGGGGGCAUUAGUCAGUGUUUUGACUUGGGCUGAAGAAGGGCGGGGACUCGCUCUGACCGACCGAGUCUCAGAUAACUAAUAAUUAUUGUGCUCGAUCAAUGCAUAGAAAUGACUUGCAUGAAGGCAUGUUUUGAUCAGGAAUCAUGCAUGACGUAAUCAUAGUCCACAAGACACGAAUUCUCUGACCACUACAAUGGCUUGACCAUACGUUUGGGGCCGUCCACUGGAAAAAUGUAUAUGACAAAUAUAACUGGAAAAUGAUUUAUAUAUAUAUAUAUAUAUAUAUACAUCCAUAUAUACAAUAUUGAAGGAAUAAAGUGGUAUGACCUACCCUUUACUAUAAUGUUGCUUUUCAACUGCCAGACCAAUCUUUUUAUGAAGCCCGUUGGGAUUUUAACAGGGGAUGUAGUGAGGCACUCAGAGGCAAAGCUUUAUUCAGGCACAUUUAUGAAAAAUAGAAACUCGAAGGGUUUUCUGCUGCUCUGUUUGUGCUGAGAAGGAAAGUUGCUGCUGAGUUGUACCAAGAGUAUAUCUUCAGGAUGAGGAUGCACAGAUUUAGAAACAAAAAACUUUUCAGACCAAAUCUGGGGCUUAGCAACAUACCUUGAUUUACCUUUUGACAUCCAACGGUUACCACCCUUGCCGGUGUUACUAUGGUUACCAGUCUUAGCUGUGUUUACUACGGCUACUCCCCUUACCUGUGGUCUCCAACCAACUUCGUCUUGUUGUUUUUGCUGUGGCAGUACGAACAGGCAAUGUUUGAUGCCAUAUCCUGUAUAGCCAUAUCCUUUACAGAUUUGUGUGUAGCGAGCUCAAGUGUCCGUUGACAUGUUUAACUCCUCCAAUGCUUUGUCUAUCUGUGGACAGAGAUGAGAGAGUGUCAUCUGUAGGGGGAGAUGUAACCGAUUUUGAAACAGCUGUUUGAAAUGUACUAAAGAUAUAGCGAUGCUUCCAUAGAUUCGUUCUUCUUUCCCUAUCUGUUUCGUCCACUUCUGUCCUCUGUCACUCAGUUUAGUUCCCUAUAAGAAUAUUGUUCACUGUGACCCAGUGGUACAUCGAAGGCCUUUUCCAGACACUUUGAGUUGCCAGCUCUGAAGUAAAUAGAUGUACCUUCUCUGAAUCCGAUGUCCUUCUUGCAGUGCAAUCAUUCUCAGAAGAAAGCUCAAAUUUUCGAGCAGUGAGAAUGUAUGUGGCAUAGCCUUCUAUAAAGCAGCACAGAUGCAUACUAUAGAAGUAACAUAGAGGACAGAUAGAGGAUACAUAGAGCAAGACAUGCUCAGUCACUCCUGGCAUGAUGUGCUGUAGGACUAAAAGACGGUCGGCCAUGGAAGGUUUGUAAGAGAAUAAAAACGGCUCUGAUUUGAUAGGCUUAAUUAGGGAGGUGGAGGAUGGUAUAACAAUGGACCAAUGGAGAGACUCGACAGAUCCUCUCCCGGACCCUCCGCAGUUUCUAGACUGACUGCCAUGAAUGAAAAUGAUCAGAGAAAGUCAAGACGGCGAGCCAGAGCAGCAGGGAGAAUAGUGAUUUUUGUCUUCUUAGGAGUGAGUGCUGAAAGUCCCAUGUUUGUCAGUGUAUCAUUGCGCUUUGUGGGACCGCUUCAACACUGUUUGUAGUGUAUGGAUGUUGGACCCAGGCUUGCAUCACCAUGUCAUAUGCUAGCAGGCUGUUAUUUUAUUGGUCACCUGCUGUAUGUUUGAUAAAUGAAAAAUCUGCCUGGGGGUAAGCUCAAAGUGGCGUGAACCGUCCAACCGUAGUUUCUCACAGAUAGUCUGUGAGACUUCUAUCAGAUAGGCCUUGUAUGAUCAACUCGUAUCAACUCAUGGUAAGUUGAUUCAUGGUUCACAGUAGAAUCGUGCCUUUAAGAACACGUGAGGCGUUUUCAAAGGCAGUUUGAAGCUACUACGACUCAGAUGAAACAAGAUGAGAGCGCGAGCGCUAGGCCAGGCCAGGCCAGCGUAGGCCCGGACCAACGAUACGAGUCAGAUCUCUGUGAGCGACAGGCAGGUUAGACAAGAUGAGACAUAAUAUUAACACUUCCUCUUUAAGGUGUCUGCUGUUUUUGUUACACAGGCGUGAUGGUCGGUCCUCUAUACAAACCAACAAACAAACGGAUGCCUGGUCGAACAACGACCUGGUAUCUACAGACACACCACUAAAGCCAUUGUGGUGUGUUGAUUGAACACUGCCUGUACCCCGUACCUGAUAUCCCCAUGUCCUGUCUAUUAUAAUACUAUCUAGAGGACUGUUUACAAUAUGAAGACAUGUCUCCAGAUAACGUCCGUCUGUUUGGCUGCUGCACACUUAAAACCAAAUACAUUCCCGAUUGAUCGUUCACCGACGAUACAACCAUAUGGAGCAAACAAUGCCAUCCAAUUCUAACCCGUGUUCAUUUUGGAUGUGAUGUUUUAGAUGAGUGAUGCAUUGAUCAUUGAACUUACUUGGAGAGAAAAGAAAAAAAUGAACAAAAACAAGAGAUAUAUGUACAGUGCAGGCUAUGGUGGCACAAUCACUGAAAAGGAAGGAACUUUUUGAGAGAAACUAUAAAUAAUGUACUAUAUUCUUUUAUUUUAUCGGCAUGCUUUGUUGUGUUUUUUUUUUGUAAAUACGGAGUUUUAAAAAGUUACCACUAAUAAUGUCAAAUGAAACAAUAACAGUAUAGAACGGCUUCCAGCUACGCCCUUUGUCACAUUUGUUACUUUUUGGAUUUUUUGAGACACUUUUCACUUUGUUGACGGAAAUUGAAUGAAAUAUAGAUAUUAUAUAAUACAAAAAUAUAUAUACAUGUAUACAUAUAUAUGUCUAUAUGUAUAUACAUAUUACAAAAGAACACUGUUUGUUUGUCACAUUUGAUUUAUGUGCAACAUGUUCAGUGGCUGUCUAAAACUGGUUGGUUUCCAGCACCCUACUGUAUGUGUUGGGGAAUAGCUCAUACAAUGUCACUGGAGCUGCUGCCAUGGAUUGUAGCCUGAUAUGAUUAGAGGUUUAUGCUACCAGCACAUUUCUCCUGCAAACGUUUCAUACUUUUUCACCUCCACUUAACAAACACAAACUCAGAAUACACACACACACACACACGCACACGCACACGCACACGCACACAUCCAAAUAGACACACAACUAUUCACUCACCAACCUAACUAAUCAGUCAUUUGUCCCAACAAGAUGAAGUAGGUUGGAUGUGACUGCCUCUUCCAGUGAAGAUGUAGUAUGUCUAUCCCAACCGAGGUGUAGUAGAUCUAUCUAUAAUAUAAUAAAUAAUAAUAUAUGCUAUUUAGCAGACGCUUUUAUCCAAAGCGACUUACAGUCAUGUGUGCAUACAUUCUACGUAUGGGUGGUCCCGGGGAUCGAACCCACUACCCUGGCGUUACAAGCGCCAUGCUCUACCAACUGAGCUACAGAUACGUCCAACGCUUUAGUAUCUAUCUAUCUACACAUAAGGUCUAGCAGGCCAAUCUAUCGUUACAUGUCAAUGUAAAUGUAUCUAUCCACACCUACAGCCACAAAGCCUAAUAGGAGUAACUACCCACACAUAAAUACAGCCACACAACAUCAGUACUGUUACAGUUCAACACUUCAAUGUCUGAUCAUUUGUGCUUCAAUCGUCUCCCGCUUUUACUUUUGAUGGUUUGUUUGUAAUCUAGUGUUUAACUCCACUCAUUGGCAUGUGCCUUUUUCUGCUUUUUUCUGUGAUUUUUGGGAAGAUGAUAAUACCACACUUAAAUGUUCAAAACUGUGUAAAGAGGGAACAGGUGAGGGUGGGGUGGUCGUUGAGUUGAAACGUAUGGAGCACAACAUAUAUCGGGGACUCGAGGCUACAGCACGACACCGUCUGUCCGUACCAUACGGCGCAAGGAGUCAGAAAUUAUACUGCCGAGGAUCAGAUCAUCCUAACAACUAUUACAGGCGAGAAAACAAACUAACACUUCUUCUCUUCUAGAUAGGCUUCAACAAUGUGAUGUUACCUAACAAAACAGCUCAAACUCAAAAUGUUAUGUUUCUUGUGCUUAUGUGUGUCACCCACUUCUAUCGCUUGUGAAAAAGCAGCUUGCCUUCUAUAUUUCUGUUCUUUCCAUCUGAAAUUUAUUUUUGUAUCAAUAUUGAAUUAAUUAAAUUACGGGACUCUUUUUUCUUUUUUUUCUUUCUUUUUUUUGGCAUGGAUUUAUUACAGGCUUUUUUCUUUUUUUUGCUGAAAAAUAAUUAAAAAGUGCUUUUCAAACUGUUGUUUAUCAUUUGAACACCGUGAUAUAAAACAGGAUAUAUACAGUAUGAUGGUAGUGAUGCACAACCACUUGGACUCUUAGUAAGAACUUAUGAAAGAUUGUCUUCAUUUGAGCACGAACCUUUUUAUUACCAAUAAAGCAGCCUUCCAGU